Molecule: messenger RNA, 1708 nt
Organism: Glycine soja
Lineage: Eukaryota; Viridiplantae; Streptophyta; Magnoliopsida; Fabales; Fabaceae
Product: cell division protein FtsZ homolog 1, chloroplastic-like
Exons: 6
Coding region: 197-1450 (417 amino acids)
Biological process (GO): cell division; microtubule-based process; chloroplast fission
Cellular component (GO): microtubule; cytoplasm; cell division site
Molecular function (GO): GTPase activity; GTP binding
Source: RefSeq, a predicted model, not a curated record
UAGACUUCAGUGACCACUAUUGCUACUCUGCUAGACUGUGUGCAUAACCUUCUGUUGUGCUUUUCUUCCUUCAACCGUUUCCAAUCCAAACCAACGUGAAACUUGAAAACUGAACUCAAUUCUCAUCUUCCCCUAAAACACUAAACCCUAAAUCCCAAAUUCUUCACCAUCAACCCUAAAUCCUAGAAGUGUUGCAAUGGCCAUGCUGCCACUCACAAACCCCACUCCAAUUCGCCACAACGCACUGCCUUCCUCCUCUUUCGUUCAAAGAAACUGCGUUUCCCUGAACCCUAGAAGCAGAAGGUGCGCCUUCGAACCCCAGCGACGUCGUUUCGCGUCCGUGACAUGCUGCUCCUUCUCGACAGUCGACAGCGCUAAGAUUAAGGUUGUCGGUGUUGGCGGCGGCGGCAACAAUGCUGUUAACCGCAUGAUCGGUUGCGGAUUGCACGGUGUAGAAUUUUAUGCUAUAAAUACUGAUGCUCAAGCACUGUUGCAUUCUGCUGCUGAGAACCCUAUCAAAAUUGGAGAGCUUCUGACUCGUGGAUUAGGUACUGGUGGGAAUCCACUUUUGGGGGAACAAGCUGCUGAGGAAUCAAAAGAAGCUAUUGCCAAUGCUCUUCAAGGAUCAGAUUUAGUGUUUGUAACUGCUGGCAUGGGUGGGGGAACUGGGUCUGGUGCUGCCCCAGUAGUGGCCCGAAUAGCUAAAGAGGCAGGUUACUUGACAGUAGGUGUUGUUACCUAUCCCUUCAGUUUUGAAGGACGCAAAAGAUCACUGCAGGCACUGGAAGCCAUUGAAAAGUUGCAGAAAAAUGUGGAUACACUUAUAGUGAUUCCAAAUGACCGCCUGCUUGACAUGGCUGAUGAGCAGACACCUCUUCAGGAUGCUUUCCGUCUAGCAGAUGAUGUUCUACGACAAGGAGUACAGGGAAUAUCAGACAUCAUAACAAUACCUGGGCUUGUAAAUGUGGAUUUUGCUGAUGUAAAAGCUGUGAUGAAAGACUCUGGAACUGCAAUGCUUGGUGUGGGUGUUUCCUCCAGUAAAAACCGGGCAGAAGAAGCUGCAGAACAGGCUACUUUGGCUCCUUUAAUUGGCUCUUCUAUUCAGUCAGCUACUGGAGUAGUGUAUAACAUUACUGGGGGGAGAGACAUAACUCUGCAAGAAGUGAACAGAGUGUCUCAGGUGGUGACAAGUUUAGCCGACCCUUCUGCCAAUAUUAUAUUUGGUGCCGUUGUUGAUGAUCGCUACAAUGGGGAGAUUCAUGUCACUAUCAUUGCAACUGGCUUCUCACAGUCCUUCCAGAAGACACUACUAACAGAUCCAAGGGCAGCUAAGUUGCUUGACAGAGAGCUUGGGGGUCAAGAAAGCAAGGCAGUGUCUCCUCCUCCCAAGUCCUCAAACUAUCCAUCAACGGUUGCAUCUAGAGCAUCCCCACGAAAGUUCUUCUUUUAGUUGCUUUGUUCUUUUACCCUUCUUGGUUGUAGUUAAUCAGCUGUGAAUGUGAUCUUGAAGCUUAGUUGAGAUAUCAUUGUGGUGACGGUCUCUUCUUUCGAUUGUGGAUCUUGUUUUUACAAAUUCUUCUUCCAAGAGUUGGCUAUUUGCAUGACUGUGAGUCAGAUUGUUAGUGUAACAAACAGCUUGCUUGUAGAUCAGUAAACAACAUUUUUGUCGAAGGAAUGGAUAUAUAGAAGUUACUUUAUGCUUGUUCUA